Bipolaris zeicola 26-R-13 is the source of this 978-nucleotide messenger RNA. RefSeq lists its product as uncharacterized. NCBI's taxonomy places the organism in Eukaryota, Fungi, Ascomycota, Dothideomycetes, Pleosporales, Pleosporaceae. Bases 1 to 978 code for a protein of 325 amino acids. The record is from RefSeq and is a predicted model, not a curated record. The transcript has 5 exons.
AUGACACAACACGAGGCGAAGGCCGUGGUUGCGGCAUGCAGUCAGAAGUCUGUGUGUCCUGGCGCUUCUCUUGUUUGCUUUGGUGGUGGUGGUAGUAGUGGUGGUGGUGGUGGGCAUCAAGACGUACAGCCCACGAAUCGCAGCCUGAUGGCGAUAUCCACCACCGUCACCUCGGGCCCGUUCGCCAUGCGUGAAAAAAAAAAUUGUGCCGCCGCGGCCGUUGAGUUGCUGCCUCCCACGACAGGUGGCCCACGGAAGCGUCAGACGUUUAGGUGUCGGCGAGCGGGGGCCAUGGCCUAUGACUGCUGCUCUACUACUGCUAUCAUCGCUAUUACUUACAUGGUGCAGGUAUGCAGUGCAAAGGCAGCAGUUAGCAGGAGACGACCCGAACACCACGGUGGCGGUGACAACGUCGGCGGCGAAAGCGGGCUGGGAUGCAGAUGGCAAGGGCAUGGAUGCGGGCGCGUGUGCAAUUGCAAUCGUCACUCGGGGCUCGCAGCCCACCCACCACCCCCAAGCGCUCGGCACGUCGUUCUGGGCUCGGUGGAAUUGCAUAAGCAAGAGCCCACCCUGUCGUCUUGGGAUGCAUCACCUCCGACCGCCAGCCCCUGUGCCGCUGGCCCAUUGGCUGCUGGCCGCUCCAUCGCCUUGGUGACGCUUUGCUGCUCGCCCAUGGCACGGCAAUGUAUGGCUUCAGGCACCACACGAUUCGCCUGGGUCACACAGCGCGGCCACCCGGACCCCGUGGGCCAUGAUUGCCGCCGCCUGACGUGGCGUCAAUUUGCAUCUUGUUUGGAGCCAUGUCGACGAGAUUGCCUUCAAUUUGACGCCCGCCUGCCGCCGGGUGCGGUGAGGGUGGGCGGGCAGCUAGAAGGAAAAAAUCUCAUGGAACAUGCGGCAGCCCUUAGUCGAUUGGCUAGCCAGCCUGUCACUCUGCUACUGGCCCCUUUGGGACUAGCCCCGCGCCCCGGCACGUGA